AUGGACAAGAAUACGAGUGCAGCGACGACACUCGUAGACCCCCACCUUGGUCCAGAGGACGUCAGGCCAAAGAGUAUUAAUGAUAUUGAAAAAGGACAUCAAAAUGCAAACCAAAUUCCUCCUGCUGUCGCCGUUGUCGAUGAGGUAGACCGAAAGGGGCUGCCGACGGACAGCCAGGACGGACUAGAGUUUCCAGACGGUGGCUGGAGAGCUUGGAGUGUGUGCCUUGGAGGGGCUUGUGUCACCAUUUCGACAUUUGGCUAUGUCAACUCGUGGGGAGCAUUCCAAGCAUAUUACGAAGCCGUCAAGUUUCCUGAUCACUCACCCUCUACAAUAGCAUGGGUCGGCUCUAUUCAGUACUCGCUCAUCUUUGUUCCGGGCCUCGUUGUCGGCCGUCUAUUCGACAGAGGCUACUUUCGACUUCCCUUCAUGUCUGCAAACUUCGUCUUUCUCCUCGCCACUUUCAUGGUUGCCGAAUGCCGUACGUUUCCCCAGGUCCUUGUCUGCCAAGGUAUCCUCACUGGCAUCGCCUGCGGCACAAUGUUUUCCCCUCUUCUUGCUGUUCUCAGCCAUUGGUUCAAGCGCCGUAGACAACUCGCCUUUGGACUCAUUGCUGUCGGGAGUAGCAUUGGUGGCACCGUCAUUCCUCUCGUCGUCAAGGCGCUUCUGCCCUCUGUAGGAUUCAAAUGGACGAUGAGGAUACUCGGGUUCAUCCUUCUCGGUACCACUUCCAUUGCGAAUCUACUCCUCCGCCCGCGUCUUCCACCACGAAAACAUGUCCGAGGCCGUCUAAUUGACGUCUCGCAAUUCAAAAACCUAGCGUUUAGCGUCUACUCCGUCGCGAGUCUAAUCGCCUUUCUCGGUCUAUACACAAUGCUCACCUAUGUCGCAAGCUAUGCGACUGAACGACAAAUAAUCAAGCAGAGCAGCGCGUACAACCUAGUCGCUAUUGCAAAUGCCUCGUCUCUCAUCGGGCGUCUGCUAACAGGCGUGCUAGCCGACAAAAACGGACCACUGAAUGUCAUGACACCUCUGACUAUCGCGGCGGGAGUCCUCACCUAUGCCUGGCCACAAACGCGCACCUUGUCCUCGCUCAUUCCCAUUACCGUCCUCUAUGGCAUCUCGUCAGGUGCCUUUGUUGCACUCUUUGGCUCACCUGCCGUCUCCAUGGGCACGCACGAUUCGGUAGGUGAGCGUACAGGGAUGCUCUUUGUCGUCACUGCCAUUGGCGCACUCGCGGGUCCACCCAUCUCUGGCGCUAUACGGAACAGUUCGCAAAAUUGGACAGACGUCGGCGUGUAUGCUGGUACCAUGAUCCUCUUUGCAGUCAUCUUGAUGACAUGGACGCGAUAUCUUGUCUUGGGAAAAUUAUGGGGUGGCGUCAUCUAA
This is a messenger RNA of Serendipita indica DSM 11827, 1389 nucleotides long. NCBI's taxonomy places the organism in Eukaryota, Fungi, Basidiomycota, Agaricomycetes, Sebacinales, Serendipitaceae. The record is from the annotation of a GenBank genome assembly.